GCAUUUCCUGGUCAGGAGGGCAGCCAUAUUUGAUUCGAUUAUCUUGGCUCGGAGUAGUUAGCUAGCCAGUUGCAGUUGUUCUGAAAAUAAAUAUAUUACACAGAUUUUCCACGGCAAAGGAUAGCAAUAUUUUAAAGAAUUGCUGCUUAACGUAACCGUGUUUAGUCAACGAUGAAUCCCGAAUAUGAUUAUUUAUUCAAGCUGCUUCUGAUUGGCGACUCUGGCGUUGGAAAGUCUUGCCUCCUCCUCCGAUUUGCAGAUGACACAUACACAGAGAGCUAUAUUAGCACUAUUGGAGUGGACUUCAAAAUUAGGACCAUAGAGUUAGAUGGGAAGACCAUCAAACUUCAGAUUUGGGACACAGCUGGACAGGAACGGUUCCGGACAAUUACAUCCAGUUACUACAGAGGAGCGCAUGGCAUUAUUGUAGUGUACGAUGUCACAGACCAGGAAUCCUUCAAUAACGUGAAACAGUGGCUCCAGGAGAUUGACCGUUACGCCAGUGAAAACGUGAACAAGCUGUUAGUAGGCAACAAAUGUGACCUGACGACAAAGAAAGUGGUGGACUACACGACGGCCAAGGAAUUUGUUGACAAUUUAGGGAUCCCCUUCUUGGAAGCUAGUGCCAAGAGCGCCACCAACGUGGAGCAGGCCUUCAUGACCAUGGCAGCUGAGAUCAAGAAGAGAAUGGGCCCUGGGGCCACAGCCGGAGGCUCGGAGAAGUCCAACGUCAAGAUCCAGAGCACGCCAGUCAAGACUUCUUCUGGAGGUUGCUGCUGAGGAACCCUCAGCCCCCCAAACGCCAUCCACUCAGACCCAUAUCUACCAUAUCUACCAAUCUCAAAAGUUACCUUGCUCCACAGGGAUAGGGAGAGAGAAAAUGGCGAGAGUGACAGAGAGGGAAGACUGAGUGGCCUUGAUUGUGUGUGCAGUUGCAAUACCUGAAAUAUGUCCCCCACCCCUAACAAGGUCAGCAAUAGGAUGCUAAGCCCAUCCACACCCACAGAAACACACUAACAUAAUGUGGGAUAUUUUUUACAUAUUACCAAAACCUAUACCUAUCCAAAAUAAGAUGUGGCAACUUAUCCAGACAUUUUUAAACAAGGUGAUGAAUGAACCUUGCCCGACUCUUUAGUCCAGGUCUGGUAGUUAAUAAUACAUUUUUCUACGAUGGUUGUGUUCUCCUUAUUUCACUGUGGAUCUCAGCAUGACUUUGGCCUGAUCUCCUCAGAAGCUGAAUUCGGAAGCACUCCCAAUAAAGCGCAUUAUACAUGUCGGCAGAACUGAUUACUUUACCCACAAUGCAUCUCUAAUGCAGUCAUCAUGACUUAGCACAUCUGCUCACUGUAAUCAACCCAAAUUAUUUAGAGGAAAUAUCAUUCAAUGUCACGUGGUACAACUUCAUAAUGUGGCCCCAAAUAAUGUGCCAGUGCCUUUAUGGCAGGAUGUGUGUGUAUGUGUGUGUAUGUAUAUAUAUAUGAUAUGCCCUUGGCACACUGUUGUUGGCAUGUCCUUCCAGCCCUAAAUACCUUUUGUAUGCCCAAGCUCUUAUCUCUUAUUUGGGUUUAUUCUAAUGAAUUUUGUAUGAUACUAGCAUUAGUUAACAUUCCUGUACAGACAGUAAUUGUUCUGCCGACAUGCAUAAUAGCACAUGGAGACGUGCUACAUUCAAAGUGUCAAUGACAUUUUUCCUCCGCCAGUGUCUCAACCAACAGCACAACAAAGUUGCACCAAACGAUGAAAGAAUUCUACCAACUGUAUAUAUUUAUACAUAUAUGUAAGAACUGAUUAGCUAAGCCUGUAGAGAAGCAAGUUAAAUGUAUGACAUCAUGAAAAGUAGCUGAACAUUUUAAUUUCGGCAUGUGAUUUGUGGCUGAGUAUUUCACAUUUUUGUGGCACAAUGUCUAUUAAACAAUGAAGGAGAUCUUUAAUAAA
Molecule: messenger RNA, 1935 nt
Organism: Oncorhynchus keta (chum salmon)
Lineage: Eukaryota; Metazoa; Chordata; Actinopteri; Salmoniformes; Salmonidae
Product: ras-related protein ORAB-1-like
Exons: 6
Coding region: 172-780 (202 amino acids)
Molecular function (GO): GTPase activity; GTP binding
Source: RefSeq, a predicted model, not a curated record